Messenger RNA from Aplysia californica (California sea hare), 739 nucleotides. RefSeq names its product disabled homolog 2-interacting protein. The record is from RefSeq and is a predicted model, not a curated record. NCBI's taxonomy places the organism in Eukaryota, Metazoa, Mollusca, Gastropoda, Aplysiida, Aplysiidae.
UGACAUUUAUGUGUGGUGACCAGGUGAAGGGAGAGGAUACUAAGGAAGACUUGGAAAUAUUACCAAAGUAAGAUAUGUGCUGUUUGACGAGGUUUUGUCACUCCUUUUGGAUUUAUUCUCGACGGCCAAACCUCGCGGUUUGAGUUUGUGAGAGCUAUGUCAGCGAACAUUCUGACCUGACUGACUGAUCUCACACCUCUGAACUUGUAAAAAAGGACAGUUUAGAAUAAUUACUUUUCCCUCAAGCGGCGGUUUUGUGAUCGUGUAGGCCUACGUGUGUGCACGUACUUGUGUUUGCCUGUCUGUGCGUGUGAGGAUUACCUGGGCGUGACGUCAUGUCCAGUCUGUCACGUGACCGGCCGUCCUCGGCCUCAGAGAAGGUCCGGCGGCCCCGGGACGUGGUCAGGCGGGGGCGGUUCUUUUCCGAGAAAUCGUCCGCCAAGGCCAAGGACGCUGGCAAGGAUAGCAGUGUCAAGGACACGUCCAAGGUGGAGCAGUUUCAGGAGAACGAAGAGAGGUCUCUGAUCAAUGCGCGUCUCCGGAGCUCCCGGUCUCACGAGUCGCUCCUGGCCUCUCCUCCCAGCAUGCACUCCAUCGACCUCAGUGCCCCGGAUGUGGAGGUCAAGCCGCUGCACAGCAGCGUGCUGGGUCAAGGUCACUGCUUCCACGUGUCCACGGCCCAGGGCAGCAAGUACAUCUCCUGUACCACAUCGGAGGAGAGGGACAAGUGGCUCUCCAG